AGUUCUGAAAAGCUACCAGACUCAGUGAGAGCCAAGGACUUUUCAUCUUUAGGGCAUUCUGACCACGUCCUGCUUCAGAGAGAUUGUUCCCGGCGUCUCAGUGCUAUGGGGAGCAGGUGCCUCCUGGUCCUGCUCUCAGGUCUCACUGUCCUACUGGCUCUGCCAGGGUCAGAAGCCAAGAAUUCUGGAGCUUCCUGUCCUCCAUGCCCUAAAUAUGGCAGCUGCCAUAACAGCACCCACUGUACUUGUGAAGAUGGCUUUCGGGCCAGGUCUGGCAGGACAUACUUUCCUGAUUCCUCUGAGAAGUGUGAAGAUAUUAAUGAAUGUGAAACCGGGCUGGCAAAGUGCAAGUAUAAAGCAUAUUGUAGAAAUAAAGUUGGAGGUUACAUCUGUAGCUGUUUGGUAAAAUAUACUUUAUUCAACUUUCUGGCUGGUAUUAUAGAUUAUGAUCAUCCGGAUUGUUAUGAGAACAAUAGUCAAGGGACGACACAGUCAAACGUGGAUAUUUGGGAAAAUCUGAGAAGAAAUGGAAGCAGAGAGGACUUUGCAAGAAGGGCUACUCAACUAAUUCAAAGCGUGGAGUUGAGCAUCUGGAAUGCGAGUUUUGCUUCUCCAGGAAAGGGUCAAAUUUCUGAAUUUGAUAUAGUCUAUGAAACCAAGAGGUGCAAUGAGACAAGGGAGAAUGCUUUUCUGGAAGCUGGAAAUAACACCAUGGAUAUCAACUGUGCUGAUGCUUUAAAAGGAACCCUAAGAGAGAGCACUGCAGUUGCCCUUAUCACUUAUCAAUCUCUUGGGGAUAUUCUGAAUGCAUCCUUUUUUAGUAAAAGAAAAGGGAUGCAGGAAGUAAAACUGAACUCUUAUGUUGUGAGCGGCACCAUCGGUUUGAAGGAAAAAAUUUCCCUGUCUGAACCUGUGUUCCUGACUUUUCGCCAUAAUCAGCCUGGUGACAAGAGAACAAAACAUAUCUGUGUCUACUGGGAGGGAUCAGAGGGAGGCCGCUGGUCCACGGAGGGCUGCUCUCAUGUGCACAGCAACGGUUCUUACACCAAAUGCAAGUGCUUCCAUCUGUCCAGCUUUGCCGUCCUCGUGGCUCUUGCCCCCAAGGAGGACCCUGUGCUGACUGUGAUCACCCAGGUGGGGCUGACCAUCUCUCUGCUGUGCCUCUUCCUGGCCAUCCUCACCUUCCUCCUGUGCCGGCCCAUCCAGAACACCAGCACCUCCCUCCAUCUAGAGCUCUCCCUCUGCCUCUUCCUGGCCCACCUCCUGUUCCUGACGGGCAUCAACAGAACUGAGCCUGAGGUGCUGUGCUCCAUCAUUGCAGGGCUGCUGCACUUCCUUUACCUGGCUUGCUUCACCUGGAUGCUCCUGGAAGGGUUGCACCUCUUCCUCACCGUCAGGAACCUCAAGGUGGCCAACUACACCAGCACGGGCAGAUUCAAGAAGAGGUUCAUGUACCCUGUAGGCUACGGGAUCCCAGCUGUGAUUAUUGCUGUGUCAGCAAUAGUUGGACCCCAGAAUUAUGGAACAUUUACUCACUGUUGGCUCAAGCUUGAUAAAGGAUUCAUCUGGAGCUUCAUGGGGCCAGUAGCAGUCAUUAUCUUGAUAAACCUGGUGUUCUACUUCCAAGUUCUGUGGAUUUUGAGAAGCAAACUUUCCUCCCUCAAUAAAGAAGUUUCCACCAUUCAGGACACCAGAGUCAUGACAUUUAAAGCCAUUUCUCAGCUAUUUAUCCUGGGCUGUUCUUGGGGCCUUGGUUUUUUUAUGGUUGAAGAAGUAGGGAAGACGAUUGGAUCAAUCAUUGCAUACUCAUUCACCAUCAUCAACACCCUUCAGGGAGUGUUGCUCUUUGUGGUACACUGUCUCCUUAAUCGCCAGGUUCGAAUGGAAUAUAAAAAGUGGUUUAGUGGGAUGCGGAAAGGGGUAGAAACUGAAAGCACUGAGAUGUCUCGCUCUACUACCCAAACCAAAACGGAAGAAGUGGGGAAGUCCUCAGAAAUCUUUCAUAAAGGAGGCACUGCAUCAUCUGCAGAGUCAACCAAGCAACCGCAGCCACAGGUUCAUCUCGUCUCUGCUGCUUGGCUAAAGAUGAACUGACCUGGCAAAUGCCAUGGCAAUGACCCGGAAGUUACCGCUCCUUUCCGUUUGUCUACGGCGCCCCUGUGGUCACACAUAGAUUGGACAAAUGCCACUAUUUCUAGCUUUCCUGUGAAAAGUCCAGGCUCAUUCACCUAUUUUGGCUUUUUAUGUUCAUAGAAAGAACAAGACAUUUGGGAGAAUUCUUAGAUCCAGAGUCCAGUAGUGUGGCACGUGCAAUGAAGUGUUGGAAGGAUGCAUUUUAAAGAUGGCGGGCGGGAGAAGCGGAUUUUCUUCUUGCAGCUACUGCCACCUUGCCAGAAACUCACUAACUGGCAUCUGGAUUCAGCUCAUAGUUCCCUUUCUGGCCUCUCUGCUGUAUUUUAUGCUCCCAAAGAUCUUACAUUAACACCCCACAUUCACAUAAUUCAACAAUUUUCAUAUGGAUCAGUAUUAAAGAGGGUGUUGCAUUUUGCAAUACAAAAAUGCAUUAUCAGGUGCUGGAGAGGAUGUGGAGAAAUAGGAACACUUUUACACUGUUGGUGGGACUGUAAACUAGUUCAACCAUUGUGGAAGUCAGUGUGGCGAUUCCUCAGGGAUCUAGAACUAGAAAUACCAUUUGACACAGCUAUCCCAUUACUGAGUAUAUACCCAAAGGACUAUAAAUCAUGCUGCUAUAAAGACACAUGCACACAUAUGUUUAUUGUGGCAUUAUUCACAAUAGCAAAGACUUGGAACCAACCCAAAUGUCCAACAAUGAUAGACUGGAUUAAGAAAAUGUGGCACAUAUACACCAUGGAAUACUAUGCAGCCAUAAAAAAUGAUGAGUUCAUGUCCUUUGUAGGGACAUGGAUGAAAUGGGAAAUCAUCAUUCUCAGUAAACUAUCGCAAGAACAAAAAACCAAACACCACAUAUUCUCACUCAUAGGUGGGAAUUGAACAAUGAGAACACAUGGACACGGGGAACAUCACACUCUGGGGACUGUUGUGGGGUGGGGAGAGGGGGGAGGGAUGGCACUGGGAGAUACACCUAAUGCUAGAUGACAAGUUAGCGGGUGCAGCGCACCAGCAUGGCACAUGUAUACAUAUGUAACUAACCUGCACAUUGUGCACGUGUACCCUGAAACUUAAAGUAUAAUAAUAAUAAAUAAAUAAAUAAAUAAAAAACCAAAAACAAAAAUGCAUUAUUAUCCUAGCUUAGGGGUGUAUUGUCACUGCGCAGGCUCUUUUGUCCAAGACACUGACAUUUUCCCCAUUUUCUUUGCCUGAGACUUUUUUAUUUAUUUAUUUAUUUAUUUUUGAGACAGGGUUUUGCUCUGGUUGCCCAGGCUGGAAUGCAGUGACAUGAUCUCUGCUCACCGCAAUCUCUGCUUCCCAAGUUCAAGAGAUUCUCCUGCCUUAGCCUCCCGAGUAGCUGGGAUCACCGGCGCCUGCCACCACGCCCGGCUCAUUUUUUGUAUUUUUAGUAGAGACAGGGUUUCACCAUGUUGGCCACGUUGGUCUUGAACUCCUUGUCUCAGGUAAUCCACCCUCCUUGGCCUCCCAAAGUGCUAGGAUGACAGGUGUGAGCGACCUAGCCCGGCCUGCCUGAGACUUUUGGAACCUACAUGUACACAUGGGUUAAAGAUCAUUUUGUUUUCUUAGUGUCCUCUUGAACGUGUCCCAGUACAAAUGUCUGGAAACAAAAAACGUGAGUCAUUCGGACUCGUUUUUUCGUUUUACCAAGUCUAAUUACUUUUACAAAGUUACUGGUUUUUAGGUAUGUUUUCAGCACAUUAAUAAAUGUGUGGAUGAUUGUUAUGACAGAACAGCUCCAAAAAGAUUUUAAAUGCUAAUGACUGUCAAUGUUAAAAUAAGCAAGAGUCAUCAUCAUUUAUUUGAAGAAAUUUCAAACCAGGCGCGGUGGCUCAUGCCCGUAAUCUCAGCACCUUGGGGGGCUGAGGUAGGAGGAUUAUUUGAGGCCAGGAGUUUGAGACGCCCUGGAAAACAUAGUGAGACCCCAUAUCUACAAAAAAUUUACAAAAUUAGCUAAGCACAGUGGUGCAUUGCUGUACUCCCCGCUACACAGGAGGCUGAGGCGGUAGGAUUGCUUGAGCCCCAGGAAUUCGAGGCUAUAGUGAGCUAUGAUUGCACCACUGCACUCCAGCCUGGGAGGCCGUGGUACUCUGUCUCAAAAAAAAAAAAAAAAGAAAGAAAGAAAGAAAAUCAUGUGAGGUCUUCUUUUGGGGUUGCAGACAAAGGGUUGAGGACUUUUCUGCUUAAUUAAUGCAAAUGUCUCCUCCAUAGAUAUAAACAUAGUAGUGUACAUCCACUCCACCUGCUGGCUUUGAAGUUAUGGGAUUCGUUUGGAAAAGGGAAAAUGAAGGGAUAUUCACAUGGUUGCAAAAUGUGUGCAUGCAGCGCAACUUUUUGUUUUGCAUAAUUUCAAAUGUACACGAAUAAAGGCUUCGUAAAAUGCAA
Gorilla gorilla gorilla (western lowland gorilla) is the source of this 4533-nucleotide messenger RNA. RefSeq names its product putative adhesion G protein-coupled receptor E4P. The record is from RefSeq and is a predicted model, not a curated record. Gene Ontology annotation, molecular function: calcium ion binding; G protein-coupled receptor activity. The coding region runs from base 106 to 2094 and encodes 662 amino acids. Gene Ontology annotation, cellular component: plasma membrane. The transcript has 17 exons. Lineage: Eukaryota; Metazoa; Chordata; Mammalia; Primates; Hominidae. Gene Ontology annotation, biological process: cell surface receptor signaling pathway; adenylate cyclase-activating G protein-coupled receptor signaling pathway.